GUGUUCAGAGAGUAUUACGAUGUGCUUCUCGAUGCUAAGAAGGUGUAUGCUCUUGCUGAUUUGUCUACUAAUGUCGUCGCUGACUAUAUAAUGAACAUGGGAAAGAUUACUGCUUCGCUGAGGAGUUUCAUGUUUGUGAACCGAGUUCAAGUACUAAACUAUCACGAUUGUGAAGUUGACCUCAAAGACUUUGAAAGUCUUUACAGAGAAGGAGGAGUCGACACGUAUGAAAUCCAUGAGCUUAUGAAGCUGCGGAAGCUGAUGCUCAGAGACAUAAUAUCCUACGUCAUUGCUACCAUCAUCGUCAUUUACUUACAGAUUGACGAAUUCAAGCUAUUUUAUGAGAAAGGACUACAUGCGAGAAAAAACGUUCUGCGCAAACUUGAUAUUGUCAUUGCAAAGCAUCAGGGACUUACAGCUAUUGAGGAGACAGUGACUUGUCUUCGCAACAUCUCGCAAAAUAUUCCACUCCUGAAGGUGCGCUUGAACCAUCAUGGUUUGCCGAUAAUUGUUUCGAACCUGCAGAAAAGUAAAUUUGUGCGCGGAGAAUGGCUCAGUCGUAUUCAACGACAAGUAGAGAUUGCACAAUCUUAUUCGGCUACUCCACAGUACGACCAGGUGAAUUUACUACAGGUCAAAAUUUAUUUUGCUCAUUUCAAACAGGAGAGCAUCAAAGAGGAACGGUCUUACAAUGUCUUCCUCUUGCUAGCUGAAAUCGGAGGAACAAUUGGUCUCUAUGUAGGAGCGACUUUGCUCACCGUGGCAGAGACGAUUGUCUUCUUUUUUGAAGAACGUACAAGAAAAAUACUUGUAAAGCCUGCUUAUCUAUGA
Messenger RNA from Cylicostephanus goldi, 831 nucleotides. The record is from the annotation of a GenBank genome assembly. NCBI's taxonomy places the organism in Eukaryota, Metazoa, Nematoda, Chromadorea, Rhabditida, Strongylidae.